Molecule: messenger RNA, 1815 nt
Organism: Prorocentrum cordatum
Lineage: Eukaryota; Dinophyceae; Prorocentrales; Prorocentraceae
Source: the annotation of a GenBank genome assembly
AUGGUCGCGGGCGGCGCGCCCGCGGAGACCUGCUGCUGGCGCGGGCCGCGCAGGCUCCUGCGGGGCGCCGCCGCGCGGCCGGCCGCCGCCGCGGCGCUGGAGGCGGCGGCCCGCGGGCGGUACCUCGCCGCCUACGCGGCGCCCCGCGGCACGCCGCCCGUCAUCGACGGGGACGUGUUCAAGGCGGCGUGGGCGGCGGCCCCGUGGAGCGAGCCGUUCGUGGAGAUCCGCGGGGUCGCGGAUGCGCCGCAGGGGACCGGUCCCUCGGCGGCGCAGGAGACGCGGAUGAAGAUGCUCUGGGACGACGACUACCUGUACGUCGCCGCCCUCAUGGACGUCGCCGAGGGGGACGAGCUCGUCGCAAAGUUCACGGAAAGGAACACGCCGAUCUUCCACACGGACUCGGACUUCGAGGUCUUCAUCGACCCUGGUGGUUCCAACCACGGGUAUAAGGAAUUGGAGAUGAAUGCGCUGAACACGGUCUGGAACCUGAUGUUGGACCGGCCAUAUUCGGUCGGCGGGUCGGAAAUCAGCGGCCGAGUGGCUAAGCCUGGAGAGCCGAGGCACUGGGAUGUGCGCGAUCAGCGAACAGCCGUCAGGGUGCUCAAGGGGCGGCUGCACGACGCUGCGCAGGCCUCCCAGUGGUGCUGCGAGAUCGCGCUCUCGCACCAGGACACCCUCGCACGGCUGCCCGACAGCACGCCCAGGCCCGCCCUCGGGGGCUGCUGGCGCAUCAACUUCAGCAGGGUGGAGAAGGGUGGCCAGGUCAAUUGGGUCUGGACGCCCCAGAUCGUGUGGUCGCCGCAGGAUGGCCGGUACAAGGGACAGGUGAACAUGCACCUGCCGGACGCGUGGGGCUACGUCGUCUUCGCCGACGCCGCGGGGCGGUUGGAAGGCGGGCUGCCCGCCGGGCGCUGGCAGGACCCCUCGCUGCCCGCGCGGCACGCCGCGUUUGCGGUCUACUACGCCGCGAGGGCCUACGAGGAUGCCCACGGCCGAGCCCCGGCAAGCUGGCGGGACCCCGAGCUGCAGCGGCUCGCCGACCCGGCCGCCGUGAGGGGCGCGAAGGCGACGACGACGACGACGACGACGACGACGACGACGACGACGACGACGAUGAUGAUGAUGAUGAUGAUGAUGAUGAUGAUGAUGAUGAUGAUGAUGAUGAUGAUGAUGAUGUUGAUGCUGAUGAUGAUGCUGAUGAUGAUGCUGAUGCUGAUGAUGAUGCUGAUGAUGAUGAUGAUGAUGAUGCUGAUGAUGAUGAUUAUUCUGAUGAUGAUGAUGAUGAUGAUGCUGAUGUUGUUCAUGAUGCUGAUGAUGCUGAUGCUGAUACUGAUGCUGAUGAUGGUGAUGGUGAUGAUGGUGAUGAUGAUGAUGAUGAUGAUGAUGAUGAUGAUGAUGAUGAUGAUGAUGAUGAUGAUGAUGGUGAUGGUGAUGGUGAUGGUGAUGGUGAUGGUGAUGGUGAUGGUGAUGGUGAUGGUGAUGAUGCUGCUGCUACUGAUGAUGCUGAUGAUGCUGCUGAUGGUGCGCGAAGGUCGCCCUGCGCCCCGCGGGCGCGGGCGGCGGCUUCCUCAUCGAGGCCUCCUGCGCGGGGCACGUCGCGGAGCUGACGCGCGAGCGGCUCCUGCAGGUGCGGGCGCUGGGCUGAUGGGCGCCGGCCGCGGGGCCCCGCCCUCUGUCCCGAGGCCCCUCUCGCCAGACGCGCGCUCGGGCGCGUCGGCGAAGGCAGCUCCUCCCCCCCCCUCCCCAGACAUGACCGCGUCGUGCAGAACAAUCGGGGCUGGACAGAACCCCCAACAGCGACACGUCGAUUAG